Molecule: messenger RNA, 3210 nt
Organism: Xylaria bambusicola
Lineage: Eukaryota; Fungi; Ascomycota; Sordariomycetes; Xylariales; Xylariaceae
Product: exoribonuclease Dhp1
Exons: 3
Coding region: 129-3050 (973 amino acids)
Biological process (GO): nuclear-transcribed mRNA catabolic process
Cellular component (GO): nucleus
Molecular function (GO): 5'-3' RNA exonuclease activity; RNA binding
Source: RefSeq, a predicted model, not a curated record
AGCGCUUUGGUGGUCGUAGCGGCAUCGCUGUUCAUUUUCUCUGGAUCGGAGUAGAGAAGCUCGAGGUUCGCCAGUGUCAUCCUAAUCUCUGCAGACAACUUCCAGCUAGAUAUAUUACAACCGCCGUAAUGGGUAUCCCAGCUGCGUUCCGGUGGCUCUCCACCAAGUACCCCAAAAUCAUCUCCCCAGUUAUUGAGGACAAGCCGAUCGUCAUGGACGAUGGCUCCGUGAUACCUGUCGAUACUACGCGCCCAAAUCCGAAUGGCGAAGAAUUCGAUAACCUCUAUCUCGAUAUGAAUGGCAUCGUUCAUCCUUGUUCACAUCCCGAGGAUAGGCCUGCUCCUAAAGAUGAGGAAGAGAUGAUGUUGGAAAUUUUCAAGUACACUGAUCGUGUAGUUAACAUGGUUCGUCCAAGGAAGCUGUUGAUGAUUGCUAUUGAUGGUGUUGCUCCGCGUGCGAAGAUGAAUCAACAGCGAUCCCGUCGCUUCCGUGCCGCACAAGAGGCAAAGGAUAAACAGGCUGAUAAGGAGGAGUUAUUGAAGAUGAUCAAACAACAGAAUGGCGGUGUUUUACCACCCGAAACAUUGGCUUCGUUAACUAAGAAGGCUUUCGAUUCAAAUUCAAUUACUCCUGGUACCCCAUUUAUGGACAUCCUAGCUAUCAGUUUGAGAUAUUGGUGUGCUUAUAAGCUUAACACUGAUCCCGGCUGGGCUAAUAUGAAAGUCAUUAUCUCUGAUGCUACAGUACCUGGGGAGGGCGAGCACAAGAUCAUGAAUUUUGUUCGUUCACAAAGAGCUUCACCUGACCACGAUCCAAAUACGAGACAUGUGAUAUAUGGGCUGGAUGCCGAUCUCAUUAUGCUGGGGCUUGCGACCCAUGAACCUCAUUUCCGUGUGCUCCGAGAAGAUGUCUUUUUUCAGGAAGGCAAGGCCCGUACCUGCAAGAUAUGUGGUCAAAAGGGCCACGAUGCACAAAGUUGUCGCGGAGAAGCAAAACAGAAAGAUGGUGAGUUCGACGAGAAGGACAAAGCUGUUCCGCAAAAGCCUUUCAUCUGGCUGCAUGUAUCAGUACUGCGGGAGUAUCUCGCUGUAGAGCUCGAAGUGCCUGGUUUACCGUUCCGUUGGGAUCAGGAACGAGCGAUAGAUGAUUGGGUUUUUAUGUGCUUCUUUGUUGGCAACGAUUUCCUUCCCCACUUGCCUGCUCUUGAAAUUCGCGAGAAUGGCAUCGAUACAUUGACUGCUAUCUGGAGAGACAACUUGGCUUUCAUGGGUGGCUACAUGACUAAAGAUGGGCAUGUUGACUUGGAGAGGGCACAAUACAUUCUUGAUGGACUCGGAAAACAGGAGGACGCCAUCUUCAGGCGUCGAAAAGAGGUGGAAGACAGACGUGAGGCAAAUUUCAAGCGACGAAAACUACAGGACCAACAACGCAACGGCCACAAUUAUUCCCAAGGGGGCAAGGGAGGAGACAAACCUGGAAAUGGCCUCCCUGGCGGACUAUCUGAUUCUCUUACACACGACAUGAUUGUGAAACGUGGUGCAACAGCCGGCGACGCCAAUACAGCAAACAAGAGUGCUGCCGCUGUUCUUAGAAGCCAGAUUCAAGGCCUCAUGCCGACACCGAAACCCAAAGAAGAGACAGAGAAAUCAGAACCACAGGUGGCUUCCGGUGCAGCAAAGCGCAAGGCAUCAAUGAUGGAGGCGGAUGGCACUAGUACCCCAGGUAGUGAAUCUACUGCAGAGGAAGAGCCAGAAGACAGCGUUCGACUUUGGGAAGACGGCUACGCAGACAGGUACUAUGAACAGAAGUUUAAGAUUGACCCGAAAGACCUAGACUUCCGACGUAAAGUGGCCUGGGCCUAUACCGAAGGAUUGGCGUGGGUCCUUAGAUAUUACUUUCAAGGUUGUCCCUCGUGGGAGUGGUUUUAUCCGUAUCACUACGCACCCUUCGCUCAAGACUUUAGGGACCUGGCCAAGCUGGAAAUUAAAUUCGAGAAGGGCAGAAUCGCAAGGCCAUUUGAGCAGCUCAUGAGUGUACAGCCGGCUGCCUCGCGCCAUGUGCUCCCAGAUGUCUUCCACUCCUUGAUGACAGAUCCAGAAAGUCCAAUCAUAGACUUCUACCCCGAAGACUUUGUAGUCGAUCUCAACGGCAAGAAGAUGGCCUGGCAGGGCGUGGCCCUUCUCCCAUUCAUCGAAAUGCCUCGCCUCUUGGCUGCUAUUGAGGAGAAAUACGCGUUGUUAGCCCCGGAAGAUGCUGCUCGCAACGAGCCCGGAAGAGAAUAUCUUCUACUUUCCGAGGAAAACCAGGAGUUGUAUGAUGAUAUCAUUGCACAAUUCUAUUCAAAGAAGCAAGGUGCCCCCCAGAGCAAACUUGACCCUCGUAAAAGUCAAGGUCUCUCGGGCAAGAUCGAAAAGAUGCCAGAGUAUCUUCCACACGCCACUCUAGAAUACCCGCUAGAACGCAAGGGGAUGCCCGAUAUAGAUGAUGAUCGGUCCCUGACUGUCCACUAUAACAUGCCGAGUUCCUCGCAUACGCACAAGUCCAUGCUUUUACGAGGGGUACGGCUACCCGUGCCAGCCUUGAACAGCAGCGAUAUUGAAGAGCUCAAGGGAAAGACGCGAAACUCGGGUCGGAGCUACCGCGGGGCUCCCCUUGGGCGUCAGCAUCAUGAUGGGAGAAGAGAACGUAUGAACUACGGUCCAGACUCGCGACGCGGAGGAAACAAUCGUCAUUAUAACAACAGGGGCGGAUACAACGGGCCCAAUACAUACCCGGGCUCAGCUCCUGUAAUUCCGCCGGGAUGGGCACCACCACCGCCCGGUUUCCCUGGGUUUGGCAGUGGGGUACCGCCACCGCCCCCGGGCUACCAGGGUGGUAGGACCGGCGGAUACGGCAACGGCCAUUACGGAGGAGGCCCAGCUUAUAACCAGCGACAGGCGCCACCAGGCAUCUCUGAUUAUCAAAACUAUGGAGGACAGUACAAUGGCCCCCCGCCUGGGUAUCAAGGGCAUGACCAGCGUCGUGGUCGCGGCGGAUACGGUCAUAGAUGAAGGCCGAUAUAGGCGCGCCGUGUUACUAGAUAUGAGCUGAAAAUGUAUAUAUGUGAAGAUGAAAAGUUACUCGUCACAUUUGCGUCUUUACCGCUAUUGUUCACGCAUGGGAAGUAUACCCGAUUGGUCUUGGAGCACGCCCAUGGCUUCGACAAUACUC